AUGGGGACAGGGACAUGGGGACACUACCAGCGCAGGCAGCGGCGGGAGCCGGGAGCCCGCGGGAUCCGGGGAGCGGCGGGGGAGCCGCCCCGGAAUUUGUUUGGAUCCCGCUCCGCGGUUUUCCAGAGGUGCCUCCAGGUCUGCGGGAGGAGCCUCGCGCCGGGCCCGGGGUGGUGGGAACGGAGCUGGGAGCGGCUGUGGGGUCGCUGCCACCCCUUGGGGCUCUCCCCAAAAACCCCAACGCAACCCCGCGCCCAGCAGGGGCCUGGUCAGGACCAGGGGAGGCUCUCAACUUUCCCAGUAAUUGUGAAAUCCCGCGGGGAAAGUGGGAAGAGCGGGAAUGUCCCGGGCUCCAGCACCACGGAAGUGUCAGGCCGUGUAAAGUCGGACUCGGUGAUCCCAAAUCCCGGGAUCUGGGGCCGGGGGCCAGCGGUGGCACCUCCGGAGCGCGUUCCGCCCCUCGGGGGGGUUUGGGGGCUCCGCCACCCACGGCGCGAGCGGCAUUGCCCAGGAUCCCGCGGCAUCAUUCCAAGGAAUCCGGGGCUGGCUCCGCUCCCUGUGCCCGCUCCCGUCUGCAGGUUCGCUGCGGUGGCACCAUCAGGAGGCAGCUCCAGCCGGGAUUUUCCUCACUGGAAGCAGGAAAAUCGCUCCAGCCUUUCCCACAGCAGCAGGAGGCUCCGGGAAUCCCCUCUUGGAAAAGUUCCUGACCCAGUUUGACCUCGGGGGGGGACGAUAAAUCCCAAUAAAUCCCGCUCGGCUGGGA
Molecule: messenger RNA, 763 nt
Organism: Corvus hawaiiensis (hawaiian crow)
Lineage: Eukaryota; Metazoa; Chordata; Aves; Passeriformes; Corvidae
Exons: 2
Coding region: 1-717 (238 amino acids)
Source: RefSeq, a predicted model, not a curated record